AUGAAUGGAGGAUGUUAUGAGGAAGCCUAUAAUGAGCCCAGCGAUUACGAAGACGAAGAGGAGGAGACGCAUGAAAGACAUCGCAGUCGAAGUCGAAAGCGAAAGCAUCGCCACAGCUCCGGAAAGCAUCGCCGUCAUCGCAAAAGGUCUCGUUCGAGAAGUCGAAGUCGUAGCAGAGAGAGAAUACCUGGUCGAGUACAUAUAAAUCCGAAUUUUGCGUACCAUCGCCGUCAUCGCAAAAGGUCUCGUUCGAGAAGUCGAAGUCGUAGCAGAGAGAGAAUACCUGGUCGAGUACAUAUAAAUCCGAAUUUUGCAAACUUGGGACCAACGGCGUCGUCGUUGCUAGAAACCAACAAUAUUCUUGAAGCCGAAGUUGUACGUUUGCGAAACGAAUUAGGCUGCACUAGCAUACGCAUUAGAGCGCUCGAAAAUGAACUCAGCAACGGUACAGUUCUUCGUAGCAAUCUUGAACAAGAAUUGUCCAUAUCUCGCCUUAACUGUCAAAAACUACAGCAAGCUUCAACUAAGAGCUCACAAAUAAUUUCCUCUUUCAAAAAUGACAUCGCAACGGUUCGCAAGGAGAAAGAAGCAGUUCUGGAGGUUUUGAAGCAGACUGAAAUGCAAUUGUCGGCAAACACUGAGCAGGUGGCGUUUCUUACGAAACGGAAUGAGGUAUUAGGAAAGAAAUGCGAGGAGUUGGUCGAAAAAAAUCGUGUCUGCAGGGAAGAGAGGGAUGAUGCCGUCCAGCUUGUAGCGUCGAUGAAGAGAGAAGUUGAAAACAUACAGUCGGCACUCGACCUCAGGACAGCGGAAUACAAGAGAAUGGAAGGAGAUCUUGCAGCAGCUCGUGAAAGGGAGCGUAUGUGGAAAGUGGAGAAAUUGGAGUUCGAGAGGAAGUUAGCUGCCAAGGAUUCGUUAAUAGCCAGUGAAAGGAAACGCAUGGAAGACCAGCGAAAACGUGAUAAGGCUCAGUUGGCUGAACUGGAAAAGAAACUGAAAUGCGAACAACCUGGUUGGGAAUCUCAACUAGGAGUGGUGAGUUGUUUUGCUCUCAAGCAAGCAUGUACUUUUCAAAACCACU
Molecule: messenger RNA, 1081 nt
Organism: Ostertagia ostertagi
Lineage: Eukaryota; Metazoa; Nematoda; Chromadorea; Rhabditida; Trichostrongylidae
Source: the annotation of a GenBank genome assembly